CACGCCCCGCCCAUCACAAUCAAGUGACGUCGACCUACACAUGGCAGCGACGGCGGCGGCGGCGAAGAAGUCUUCCUUCCCGCUCCCAGCGGGGCACUUCAAGUGCCCUCCCUUGUCGCAGCAAGAGUUCGCACAUCUCAUGGCGCUCGGGAAGGAGUCUUCUCGUGCGUUUAUCCAGCAGUCUGAGCACCUCAGGGACUAUUCGUGGCAAGAACUAGGAAAGAAGAACCAAAUCGUGCUGUUCAAGGGUGUCAAGGCAGGGUCGUCAUCGCCCUUUCUGGUGUUGCGCGCGGUGGGAGAAGUCGCGGGCUCCCUGGAAGAAGUGGCGGCGAUGCAUCAACUCGGCACGCCCGACACGCUCCAGCAGUUUCUCGACGAGAGCGACGACAUCCUGGAUCUACAUACCCUCUACGACAUCACGGCGGAUACCCGAGCCAUGUCGUCGAGGUACCUCACAUCGACGCUGCAGGUGGCGGUGCGGUGGAUGGUGAUGAAGGUGCCGACGGCCGCGACUGCGUUCAUGCAUCCGCGGGACUUUUGCUACUUGGAGACGCAGGAUUACUUUACCGACGGCAAAGGACGACGCGGGUGGGCAAUCUCCAUGGACUCGAUGGCCAUGGACGCAUGUUGUCCGGCCUUUCCGGCCCACGCAAGCUGCGUCGUGCGCGGGAAGCUCCGGGCGUCCGGGUACACGUUUGUCGAGAGCGAGACUCAAGGCAUGCUGCAUGCCUCGCACUGGUUCCAAGUCGACUUCCACGGCAAAGUCCCCGUGUGGAUCCAGAACCUGAUUCUUAAAGGCCGCGUCCACCGCAUGAUCCACUUCAACACGCGCAUGCACGAGCAGCGUCUCAAAAAGGUCGACCUCCUCGCCGAGUUUGACGUCCGGCGCACGAGUCAGUCCCAUCGGACCAACUGCUUCAUCUGCCGCAAAAAGUUCCGCCUCCUCUCGCGCAAAAUCACAUGUCGAAAAUGUGGCGAAGUGAUAUGCUCAAACUGCCAACACACAUGGGACCUCGUCCGCAGCGACAAGAAGCGCAAGGUGUCCAUCUGCUCCAUGUGCACGUCCUCUCUCCGCUCCCCUCUGCCGCCAUCAUCAUCUUCUGCGCCCACAGACGCGACCCAUCUCCGCAUGCCCCGUCUCGCACGGCACUACUCGUACGAUGAGUUCAUGCACACGCGGCCGGGGCUGCGUAAGCUCAAGUCCAACUCUGUGGAUUUUACCCACUGCGACUACAACGUUGAGGACGACCCUGGGUACAUGUCGUCUGUGGCCGUCGACUUGGACGCGCUGCUCGACUCGCCGCGGGAUCCGGCGGCGAUCGAUGCGCGGUGGGGCGACGUGGAGGCCGCCGUCGAGGAAGAAUGUGUUGAUUUUAAACCCAAUUUGUUUCGAAAAGGUACUUGCCCAUUUUGUUUAUUAUUAUUCGUAUGUGCGCUUGCUUACUUGAUAUAUGUAUGUAUAUUGCGUUAGUGGUUGGGUAUUUCCACAGCAGAUGCGUAUUAAUAUUUAAAAAAUAUUAAAGCGAAGGGGAGACUAUUCAUAGGAUGGGUUGUUCUAGUAUUAUAAUACUGUAUGUGCGUGGGGCACAGAAAAAAGGUUGUGUAGUAAUAUUAAUAUUAUUUAUUUUUAAUACCAUGGUUUUAGGUAUCUUCGGGUGUGAUGUGCUAGUGUUUUGACGGUUGGUCGGUUGUUUUUUUUAUGUGUGUUUUUGUAUGGAUGAGUCGGCGGCGGCAAUAUCUGUUCGAUAUAUAUAUAUAUAUAUUUGUAGGAUUUUGCAUGAAUUGCCAAAAGCAGCACGACGCGACCGACGACGGAUCUAUCCGGCAGACGAAAACGUUCAAGAAAAUUCACUUGGCGCCAUCUGCGCACGCAGCCAACGCCGAGUUCAACCCGAUGGCGCUGCCUGAAAACUCGGAAUUGUCGGCGGAGCUGCGCAAAUCGCGCGCCGACUCGAUGGACUCUGUCGUGAGUCUGCGCAGUCGGCUCAACUCGGAGGACCUGAUGGACGACCACUUUCUCAAAACCCACGGCGUGCACGCCAUGAUGAAAGACCUCAUGCACGAGUACGGAUCGGACUCUGCCGCUAGUCUCAACCCCACGGUGCUCGAAGCCAAGCUGCUGGGGCUGCAAGCUCAGCUGGAGCAGCUGCAGCUAGACAAGGCCAGGUUCAAAAAGGACACGGUGGUUCGCGUCUAGCACGAUGAAGACGGUGUCGUGUACUAGUAUUUAAACGAGCAAACCAGAAUAUCAAACAUCGACGCUACACCUA
Messenger RNA from Aphanomyces astaci, 2270 nucleotides. RefSeq lists its product as hypothetical. The record is from RefSeq and is a predicted model, not a curated record. Gene Ontology annotation, molecular function: metal ion binding. Bases 41 to 1471 code for a protein of 476 amino acids. Lineage: Eukaryota; Oomycota; Saprolegniomycetes; Saprolegniales; Verrucalvaceae. The transcript is spliced from 3 exons.